Diplodia corticola is the source of this 1131-nucleotide messenger RNA. RefSeq lists its product as uncharacterized. The record is from RefSeq and is a predicted model, not a curated record. NCBI's taxonomy places the organism in Eukaryota, Fungi, Ascomycota, Dothideomycetes, Botryosphaeriales, Botryosphaeriaceae. Bases 1 to 1131 code for a protein of 376 amino acids. The transcript has 5 exons.
AUGUCGGGUUACCCGUCAGCGACCAGCCCUCAGGCGCAGUACUUCCCGCACGGCCAUCAGCCGCAGUUUGCCCCUCCGCCUGCGCCGCAACAGCAACAGCAACAGCAGCCGCAAUACUAUCCCCCGCCGCCUGUGCAGAGUCCACCCGCGACCCAGCAGCACUUUGCGCCGCCGCCGCAGCACCAGCACCAGCACCAGCACCAGCAAUAUGACCACCACCGCGCCUCCUCGUACCAAGGCAGCCCCGCGCCGCACCAGCAAUACGCACAGCAGCCCGCUCCCGCCUAUCCUCCUCCGCAAUCCGGAAGUCCGUACCCUGUAGAAAAGGCGACGCCGCCCCCGCCGCAGCCUGGCCAGCUGCAACAAUCGCACACUUUCAAUUCCAACACUCCGGCCCAGAUGCCCGGCGGCGCUCCUGCUGCUGGGCACUUUGUGGGCGCCGGUGCCACUCAGGAUGAUGUUGGCACCUUCAACGGAGGAAGUUACAGAAUCAGCCAUCGCGACACCAACAGUAUUCUGACUGUCCAGCUGGCGAUGGGGUGUCCGCUGACCGCGAGGCCUGGUGCCAUGUUCGCCAUGUCCCCCACCAUUACCCUCAAGGGUAGCAUAAAAUUCUCGUUGAAGAAAUUCGUCGCUGGUGGCGAGCUGUCCACAUCGACCUUUACCGGCCCCGGCGAGCUCCUGCUCGCUCCUCCUUCCCUCGGAGACAUCACCAACAUCCGCCUAAGCGGCAGUGAGAUGUGGAGCGUAAGCAAAGACGGUUUCCUGGCCUGUACUCAGGGCAUCGUCAAGGAGUACAAGAGCCAAAGCUUGUCCAAGGCCAUGUUCUCUGGAGAAGGUCUUUUCGUGUACAAGAUAUCGGGCUCUGGUAUUCUUUGGGUCACGAGCAUGGGUGCCAUUUUGAGGAAGGAUCUUCAAGAAAAUGAGAAGUACAUUGUGGAUAACGGUCAUCUUGUUGCUUGGAAUUGCAAGUACGUGCUUGAGCGCGUCGCGAGUGGCGGUGUCAUCUCGAACUUGUCUUCAGGCGAAGGCCUGGUGUGUAAAUUUACCGGGCCCGGCACCGUCUUUAUCCAGACAAGGAACCCCACAGCGAUGGCUCAAUGGCUCGGAGCGCACACUGGCGCAGCGUAG